AUGGCUUUUAUGAGAAAAUAUCUCCUCCCCAUUCUGGGGCUCUUUUUGGCCUACUACUUCUAUUCUGCAAAGGAGGAAUUCAGACCAGAAAUGCUCCAAGGAAAGAAAGUGAUUGUCACAGGGGCCAGCAGGGGGAUUGGAGAGGAGAUGGCCUAUCAGCUGGCGAAGAUGGGAGCCCAUGUGGUGUUAACCGCGAGGUCAAAAGAAACUCUACAGAAGGUGGUAUCCCACUGCCUGGAACUGGGAGCUGCCUCGGCACAUUACUUUGCCGGCACCAUGGAGGACAUGGCCUUUGCAGAGCAAUUUAUUGUCAAAGCAGGAAAGCUAAUGGGGGGUAUAGACAUGCUCAUUCUCAACCACAUCACCAGCACGUCUUUGAACAUUUUUAAAGAUGACAUCCACCAUGUGCGGAGAAGCAUGGAGGUCAACUUCCUCAGUUACGUAGUCAUGACAGUAGCCGCCAUGCCCAUGCUGAAGCAGAGCAAUGGAAGCCUUGUUGUGGUCUCCUCGACAGCUGGUAAAAUAGCAACUCCACUGCUUGCUUCCUAUUCUGCAAGCAAAUUUGCUCUGGAUGGAUUCUUCUCUUCCAUCAGGACAGAAUAUUCAUUGACUAACAUCAAUGUAUCAAUCACUCUCUGUGUUCUUGGCCUCAUAAACACAGAGACAGCAAUGAAGGCCAUUUCUGGAAUAAUUGACAAAGACCCAGCUCCAAAGGAUGAAUGCGCCUUGGCCAUCAUCAAAGGGGGAGCCCUGCGCCAAAAGGAAGUGUAUUAUGACAAGUCACCCUGGAUUGCUCUCCUGCUGGGAAAUCCAGGCAGGCAGAUCUUGGAAUUUCUCUCCGUAUACAGUUACAAUAUGGACAAGUUUGUAAAUAAAUAG
Molecule: messenger RNA, 879 nt
Organism: Elephantulus edwardii (Cape elephant shrew)
Lineage: Eukaryota; Metazoa; Chordata; Mammalia; Macroscelidea; Macroscelididae
Gene: HSD11B1
Product: hydroxysteroid (11-beta) dehydrogenase 1
Exons: 6
Coding region: 1-879 (292 amino acids)
Biological process (GO): steroid catabolic process
Cellular component (GO): intracellular membrane-bounded organelle; endoplasmic reticulum membrane
Molecular function (GO): 11-beta-hydroxysteroid dehydrogenase (NADP+) activity; steroid binding
Source: RefSeq, a predicted model, not a curated record